Molecule: messenger RNA, 618 nt
Organism: Geodia barretti
Lineage: Eukaryota; Metazoa; Porifera; Demospongiae; Tetractinellida; Geodiidae
Source: the annotation of a GenBank genome assembly
AUGCCGCGCCGUGUGAUGCGGGGCACCGUGGUCGGCGACAAGGCGGAAAAGACCGUCAUCGUGCGGGUCGACCGCCGCGUCAUGCACCCGCUCUACAAGAAGGUCGUGCGCCGCUCCCAAGCGCUACGCCGCGCACGACGACGGCAACAAGCACAAGGCGCCCAAGCUCGAGAAGAUCAUUCUCAACAUGGGCGUGGCGAAGGGGUGACCGACAACAAGAAGAUCGGGGCCGCGGUUCAGGACAUGACCCUGAUCGCGGGCCAGAAGCCGAUCAUCACCAAGGCGCGCAAGUCUGUCGCCGCGUUCAAGGUGCGUGCCGGUAUGCAGGUCGGCUGCAAGACGACGCUCCGCCGCGAGAGGAUGUACGAGUUCCUCGACCGGCUGAUCACAAUUGCGCUGCCCCGGGUGCGCGACUUUCGCGGCCUUUCCGGGCGCGCGUUCGACGGCCGGGGCAACUAUGCGCUAGGCCUCAAGGAGCAGAUCGUCUUUCCCGAAAUCGACUACGACAAGGUCGAUCAGGUGCGGGGUAUGAACGUCGUCAUUUGCACGACGGCGAGGACCGAUGAUGAGGGCCGCGCGCUGCUUGCCGGCUUUCAGAUGCCGUUCGUCGGCCAGUGA